GUCUUCCAGGGGAAUGUCAAUGCCGACGGUGUGGUACAGCACAAAUUUCUGCACUCUGUUAAAGCUCGCUUUACGCGGUUUGUGCCCCUGACGUGGAAUCCAAAUGGAAAUAUUGGUCUGCGGGUUGAAGCUUUCGGAUGCUCAUACAAAUCUGAUAUUGCAGAUUUUGAUGGGAGGAGCUCCCUCCUCUACAGAUUCAAUCAAAAACUGAUGAGUACCUUCAAAGAUGUUGUUUCCUUGAAGUUCAAGAGCAUGCAGGGAGAUGGGGUCCUGUUUCAUGGCGAAGGGCAGCAUGGAGAUUACAUUACCCUGGAGCUGCAAAAUGGGAAGCUUUCCUUGCACAUCAACCUGGGAGAUGCCAAGCUUCGUUUUGGUAACAGCCAUACCUCAGUCACCUUGGGCAGCCUCCUGGAUGAUCAGCAUUGGCACUCAGUUCUCAUUGAGCGAUUCAAUAAGCAAGUGAAUUUCACAGUGGACAAGCACAUGCAACAUUUCCGGACCAAGGGAGAUUCUGAUGACUUGAAUAUUGAUUAUGAGCUCAGUUUCGGAGGAAUCCCAGUCCCAGGAAAACCAGGAACUUUUCUGAAGAAAAAUUUCCAUGGCUGCAUUGAGAACCUAUAUUACAACGGAGUCAAUAUCAUUGACCUAGCCAAAAGACGGAAGCCACAGAUCCACACAGUGGGGAAUGUGACAUUUUCCUGUUCAGAACCACCAAUCACUCCCAUCACGUUUGAGAGCUCCAACAGCAGUUACCUGUUGUUACCCGGCACUCCCCAGAUUGAUGGCUUGUCUGUCAGCUUCCAGUUUAGAACAUGGAAUGAGGAUGGUCUGCUCCUGUCUACUGAAUUGUCAGAAAAUUCUGGCUCACUCUUGUUGUAUCUCCAGCAUGGCAGAAUGAUACUCAACAUCCAGAAAGGAACAGAGAAAUAUGUGGGCCUCACUGCAGGCAACAAUCUCUAUGAUGGCCUAUGGCACUCAGUUAACAUCAAUGCUAGAAGACAUCGCAUCACCUUAACUCUUGAUAAUGAUGUAGCAUCAGCUGUUCAUGCUACCACCAUUUCACAGAUUUAUUCAGGGCACAGCUAUUAUUUCGGAGGGUGCCCUGACAAUUUUACCGAUUCAAAAUGUUUAAAUCCCAUUAUGGCUUUUCAAGGUUGCAUGAGACUCAUCUUUAUUGAUAACCAGCCCAAGGACCUCAUUUUAGUUCAGCAAGGCUCCCUGGGGAAUUACAGUGAUUUGCACAUUGAUAUCUGUGGCAUCAAAGACAGAUGUUUACCAAACUAUUGUGAACAUGGAGGAAAAUGUUCCCAGUCUUGGAUGACAUUCUUCUGUGAUUGUAGUGAAACUGGUUACGCUGGAACAACCUGCCAUAACU
This is a messenger RNA of Python bivittatus (Burmese python), 1375 nucleotides long. The record is from RefSeq and is a predicted model, not a curated record. Lineage: Eukaryota; Metazoa; Chordata; Lepidosauria; Squamata; Pythonidae.